Molecule: messenger RNA, 2552 nt
Organism: Meleagris gallopavo (turkey)
Lineage: Eukaryota; Metazoa; Chordata; Aves; Galliformes; Phasianidae
Source: RefSeq, a predicted model, not a curated record
CUUUUCUAUCCUUUUGACAGAUUGCUUCUGUAAGAAUGUCUUUCCCACCUCAUUUGAAUCGCCCUCCAAUGGGAAUCCCAACUCUUCCCCCCGGGAUUCCACCUCCACAGUUUCCUGGCUUUCCUCCACCUGUGCCUCCUGGGACCCCCAUGAUUCCUGUGCCAAUGGGCAUUAUGGCUCCUGCUCCAACUGUUUUAGUUCCUACCACAGUGUCUAUGGUUGGAAAACACUUAGGAGUGAGGAAAGAUCACCCUGGCUUAAAGAACAAAGAAAAUGAUGAAAACAGCGGUCCCACAACCACCGUUUUUGUAGGCAACAUUUCUGAGAAGGCCUCGGACAUGCUCAUACGGCAGCUUCUAGCAAAAUGUGGCUUGGUUUUGAGUUGGAAGAGAGUGCAAGGGGCAUCUGGAAAACUUCAAGCCUUUGGAUUUUGUGAAUACAAAGAACCAGAAUCCACACUACGGGCACUGAGACUACUCCAUGACCUCCAGAUAGGAGAGAAGAAACUACUAGUAAAAGUUGAUGCAAAGACAAAGGCUCAGCUAGAUGAAUGGAAAGCAAAGAAAAAGGCUUCUAAUGGGAAUUCCAGACCAGAGACUACAAAUGAUGAUGAUGAAGCACUGGAUGAGGAAACGAAGAGAAGAGAUCAGAUAAUUAAAGGGGCCAUUGAUGUCUUAAUACGAGAAUAUUCCAGCGAGCUCAAUGCCCCCUCCCAGGAAUCUGACUCUCACCCCAGGAAGAAGAAAAAGGAAAAGAAGGAGGACAUUUUCCGCAGAUUUCCAGUGGCCCCACUGAUACCUUAUCCACUCAUCACCAAGGAGGAUAUAAAUGCUAUAGAAAUGGAGGAAGACAAAAGAGACCUGAUAUCAAGAGAGAUCAGUAAAUUCAGAGACACACACAAGAAACUGGAGGAGGAAAAAGGCAAAAAGGAGAAAGAAAGACAGGAAAUUGAAAAAGAACGCAGAGAAAGAGAAAGGGAACGGGAGCGUGAACGAGAAAGGAGAGAGCGUGAAAGAGAAAGGGAACGGGAGCGUGAACGAGAGAAGGAAAAGGAACGGGAGCGUGAACGGGAGCGAGAUAGGGAUCGUGACCGAACUAAAGACCGAGACAGAGACCGAGAACGGGACAGAGAUCGGGACAGAGAUCGUGAAAGAAGUUCGGAUCGCAACAAGGAUCGGAGCAGAUCAAGAGAAAAAAGCAGAGACAGGGAAAGAGAACGAGAAAGAGAACGAGAGCGUGAAAGGGAACGGGAAAGAGAACGGGAACGAGAACGAGAAAAGGAUAAAAAGAGAGACAGAGAAGAAGAUGAAGAAGAUGCCUAUGAACGCCGAAAGUUAGAGAGGAAACUGCGGGAAAAAGAAGCUGCGUAUCAAGAGCGUCUUAAAAACUGGGAAAUCAGAGAGAGGAAGAAAAGUCGAGAAUAUGAAAAAGAGGCCGAAAGAGAAGAAGAAAGAAGGAGGGAAAUGGCAAAAGAAGCUAAGCGUUUAAAAGAAUUCUUAGAAGAUUAUGAUGAUGACAGAGAUGAUCCAAAAUAUUACAGGGGUAGUGCUCUUCAGAAGAGACUCCGAGACCGAGAGAAAGAGAUGGAAGCAGAUGAGCGGGACAGGAAGAGAGAAAAGGAAGAAUUAGAAGAAAUCAGGCAGCGCCUUCUGGCAGAAGGACACCCAGAUCCAGAUGCAGAGCUUCAGAGGAUGGAGCAGGAGGCUGAACGCCGUAGGCAGCCACAAAUCAAACAAGAGCCAGAGUCUGAGGAAGAAGAGGAGGAAAAAGCAGAAAAAGAAGAAAAAAGAGAAGAACCAGAGGAAGAAGAGGAAGAGCCUGAACAGAAGCCCUGCCUUAAGCCAACAUUACGACCAAUUAGUUCUGCCCCGUCUGUUUCUUCUGCUAGCGGAAAUGCAACCCCUAACACACCUGGUGAUGAAUCUCCCUGUGGCAUUAUUAUCCCCCAUGAAAAUUCACCUGAUCAGCAACAGCCGGAGGAGCAUCGGCCCAAAAUAGGACUUAGCCUCAAACUAGGUGCCUGCAAUAGUCCUAAUCAGCCUAAUGCUGUAAAAAGGAAGAAGCUUGCUGUGGAUAGUGUUUUCAAUAAAUUCGAUGAUGAAGACAGUGAUGAUGUGCCCCGGAAAAGGAAACUUGUCCCCCUGGAUUAUGGAGAUGAAGAUAAAAGCAACAUCAAAGGCAGUGUCAAUACAGAGGAAAAACGCAAACAUAUUAAGAGUCUCAUUGAGAAGAUCCCCACAGCAAAACCAGAGCUCUUUGCAUAUCCUCUUGACUGGUCAAUUGUGGAUUCGACACUAAUGGAACGUCGAAUUAGACCGUGGAUCAACAAGAAAAUAAUAGAAUAUAUUGGUGAAGAAGAAGCUACACUAGUUGACUUUGUUUGUUCUAAGGUUAUGGCUCACAGUUCACCACAGAGCAUACUGGAUGACGUUGCCAUGGUACUAGAUGAAGAAGCUGAAGUUUUCAUAGUCAAAAUGUGGAGGUUGUUGAUAUACGAGACAGAAGCCAAGAAGAUUGGUCUAGUGAAAUAAAGCACUCUUCUUGCUUCUAGG